UAGAAACCUUUUUUUUUUCCUCCCGAUACGCCCCUCCAUCUCUCGCCGUUCAUGUCCGUGGCUGGCUGCCCUCCGUGGGAGCAGGCGGCCGCACUCGUUCCCCGCCGCAGCCAUGGGCCAGUGCUGCUCCAAGGGCGCCGGAGAGGCCGGCGCCACCGAGGCGGCGCCAAAGGCGCAGGCGCCAAGCCGCGGCGCGUCCGCGAACAACGCCGACGGACAACGGGCGUCGUCCUCGUCCGCGGUGGCUGCUGCCGCUGCUGCUGCCGGUGGUGGUGGCGGCGGCACGACGAAGCCGGCCUCACCCACCGGCGGCGCCAGGGCCAGCUCCGGCAGCAAACCGGCGGCGGCCGUGGGCACGGUGCUGGGCCGGCCCAUGGAGGACGUGCGCGCGACCUACUCGAUGGGCAAGGAGCUCGGGCGCGGGCAGUUCGGCGUGACGCACCUGUGCACGCACCGGACGAGCGGCGAGAAGCUGGCGUGCAAGACGAUCGCGAAGCGGAAGCUGGCGGCCAGGGAGGACGUGGACGACGUGCGGCGGGAGGUGCAGAUCAUGCACCACCUCUCCGGCCAGCCCAACGUGGUGGGCCUCCGCGGCGCGUACGAGGACAAGCAGAGCGUGCACCUCGUCAUGGAGCUGUGCGCGGGCGGGGAGCUCUUCGACCGCAUCAUCGCCCGGGGCCAGUACACGGAGCGCGGCGCCGCGGAGCUGCUGCGCGCCAUCGUGCAGAUCGUGCACACCUGCCACUCCAUGGGGGUGAUGCACCGGGACAUCAAGCCCGAGAACUUCCUGCUGCUCAGCAAGGACGAGGACGCGCCGCUCAAGGCCACCGACUUCGGCCUCUCCGUCUUCUUCAAGGAGGGCGAGCUGCUCAGGGACAUCGUCGGCAGCGCCUACUACAUCGCGCCCGAGGUGCUCAAGAGGAAGUACGGCCCGGAGGCCGACAUCUGGAGCGUCGGCGUCAUGCUCUACAUCUUCCUCGCCGGCGUGCCUCCCUUCUGGGCAGAGAACGAGAACGGCAUCUUCACCGCCAUCCUGCGAGGGCAGCUUGACCUCUCCAGCGAGCCAUGGCCACACAUCUCGCCGGGAGCCAAGGAUCUCGUCAAGAAGAUGCUCAACAUCAACCCCAAGGAGCGGCUCACGGCGUUCCAGGUCCUCAAUCACCCAUGGAUCAAAGAAGACGGAGACGCGCCUGACACGCCGCUUGACAACGUUGUUCUCGACAGGCUCAAGCAGUUCAGGGCCAUGAACCAGUUCAAGAAAGCAGCAUUGAGGAUCAUAGCUGGGUGCCUAUCCGAAGAGGAGAUCACAGGGCUGAAGGAGAUGUUCAAGAACAUUGACAAGGAUAACAGCGGGACCAUUACACUCGACGAGCUCAAACACGGGUUGGCAAAGCACGGGCCCAAGCUGUCAGACAGCGAAAUGGAGAAACUAAUGGAAGCAGCUGACGCUGACGGCAACGGGUUAAUUGACUACGACGAAUUCGUCACCGCAACAGUGCAUAUGAACAAACUGGAUAGAGAAGAGCACCUUUACACAGCAUUCCAGUAUUUCGACAAGGACAACAGCGGGUACAUUACUAAAGAAGAGCUUGAGCACGCCUUGAAGGAGCAAGGGUUGUAUGACGCCGAUAAAAUCAAAGACAUCAUCUCCGAUGCCGACUCUGACAAUGAUGGAAGGAUAGAUUAUUCAGAGUUUGUGGCGAUGAUGAGGAAAGGGACGGCUGGUGCCGAGCCAAUGAACAUCAAGAAGAGGCGAGACAUAGUCCUAUAGUGAAGUGAAGCAGCAAGUGUGUAAUGUAAUGUGUAUAGCAGCUCAAACAAGCAAAUUUGUACAUCUGUACACAAAUGCAAUGGAGUUACUUUUGCAACUUAGUUCAUGGAUGGUUGUGUACGUUGUGCUAUUGAUUGCAAGUGAUUUGAAA
Zea mays is the source of this 1922-nucleotide messenger RNA. Its product is annotated as calcium-dependent protein kinase 25. Gene Ontology annotation, molecular function: ATP binding; calcium ion binding; protein kinase activity. The record is from RefSeq and is a predicted model, not a curated record. Lineage: Eukaryota; Viridiplantae; Streptophyta; Magnoliopsida; Poales; Poaceae. Gene Ontology annotation, biological process: protein phosphorylation. The transcript is spliced from 7 exons. The coding region runs from base 113 to 1771 and encodes 552 amino acids.